Cryptotermes secundus is the source of this 3823-nucleotide messenger RNA. Its product is annotated as synaptotagmin-12. Gene Ontology annotation, molecular function: phosphatidylserine binding; calcium-dependent phospholipid binding; calcium ion binding. The coding region runs from base 377 to 1747 and encodes 456 amino acids. Gene Ontology annotation, biological process: calcium-ion regulated exocytosis; regulation of dopamine secretion; regulation of calcium ion-dependent exocytosis. NCBI's taxonomy places the organism in Eukaryota, Metazoa, Arthropoda, Insecta, Blattodea, Kalotermitidae. The record is from RefSeq and is a predicted model, not a curated record. The transcript has 8 exons.
UAUAACAACCUUGCCACACAGAGUGAACGUAGAGAAACUAUUAGAUUCAGAAUGUGCGUUAAAUUCUUUGGUAAUGUGCAUUUGUGAAUAAGUGAAAGUGACUGACACGACUUAUGAGACUGCGGCAAAACAUUUAGUUCCAAACGCUAUUUUGUGAAGUGAGGUACAGUCGAAUUAGCAUGUGCUUUCAGACGAACUAUUGCAGUAUGAGGUGUGAUAGUUGCCAGUCACCUGUGAAAAAGUGUAGUCCAUAGCUUCAGAGUUCUGCUCAGCCAUUGUUACGUUAUUCCAACAGAACAGCUUCCUGACAAUCAGUUACGUGGAGAUGCGGCCACGACAGAUGUUUCCCUGAGGCGUUCCGCUGCCGCUUGCAGAGAUGAGCGAAGUGAAGGUGGUUAUCACGUUACUGGGAGUAGUGGCCAUCGUGUUGCUGGUUCUGCUGGUGCUCUGCCACUUCAUGGGCAUGUGGACGUGGACUGUGGCCUGGAUAUUCUCCAGCCGUGAGGAAAAGGUCGGCCUCACUCGCGCCAUGGGUCACUACAAUGCCAACGGAUACCUGGUGCAUUCGGACUCCGAUAUUCAUCUCGAUGUUACGGGGAGCUUCAAACGUUUCGACCCUGUAGACCGUGAUUUCCGAGUCGCAAUCACCACAAGUAGUCUGAUGGGUAGUUACCGAGGGUCUCCGUCUCCGACUACUUCAAUACCCCCUCAACCGCUUCGGCCUGCCCCAGCACCGCCACUCGUUGACGAGCCACCGAAACCUGCGGGCAGUCCGCCUGCAGAUGGGACAACAGCUACCACUGCCAUCGUGUCUGCAGAGGAUCCGGAGUCAGGGGACCAGCUGCCACCUGCGCUGCAGAGGGCCGUGUCCUGUGACUCCGUGUGCUCCGAUACGUCUAUAGUACUGGGGGACCUACAGGAACCCAACGUGACAGGGUACCUCUGCGUGGGGCUCGAGUACGAUAGGCCUGCAUGUUUCAGCGACUCUGCUGACCUUGUGGUCAGCGUGCUGGAGGCCAAGGACCUGGUGGGACCCGACAGCAACGCCAUUAUUGAUACGUACGUCAGGGUGUACCUGUUGCCGGACAAGACGACCAACAUGCAGACCAGGGUAUACAGAAAAACAAAUUGUCCUAGUUACAAAGAGAAGUUCCUCUUCGGACUGGAGGCUAGUGAGUUCUCAAAACGCUCUCUCACGUUCUACGUGUACGCAAGCGACAAGUAUUCGAACACUCUGAUUGGUGAAGCAGAGCUCAAGCUUUGUGACGUCACACCACGACAGCCCGUGACCACGUGGCUUACUCUGACGGACACGGGUCAGAGAGGCACGCAAUUCGGGGAACUCAUGUUUUCACUCAGCUACCUGCCCACGGCCGAGCGACUCACGGUGGUUAUAGUGAAAGCCAGAAACCUUAAGUUUCCACGAGACAGAGAGGCGGGGGAUCCCUUUAUCAAGGUGUACCUGCUGCAACACGGGAAGAAGGUUCACAAGAAGAGGACUUCUACGAAGAAGGGAGAGCGGAGCCCAAUCUUCAAUGAAGCCAUGAUCUUCAGUGUGCCGGCGCACACAUUACAGACAAUCCAGCUGAGGAUGACAGUGGCCGAGAACACGGGGGAGCCCAGAGCUUACUCUAUAGGCCAUGUCAUAGUCGGCUCUCAGGCAUCAGGGAAGGCUCUGUCACACUGGAACCAAAUGCUCUCUUCACUGAGGAAGCCUAUAGCGAUGUGGCACCCGUUACGCAAGUGAAGGACUUUCUGACAUUACCUAAAUGGAUGAAUAACGUCUGACAAUAUUGUAAGCAAAGGAGCAGUGACAUCUCAGCCAGUAAAGUAGCGGGUUAAGGACAGGACAGUCAGCGUUCGACUCCCAGCAGAGGAGUUACUUCUUUUCUUUUUGGCCACCACGUCCAGAACGGUUCUGGAACCCUCCAACGUUCCUCCCGAUGAAUGCGAGGAACCAUUUUCCCGAGAGUAAAUACAGCCGGAGAUCCAAGCUGACUACUCACCUUCUUCUAAGGCCGAUGUUAAGAAUCCAAGGAGCUAUGCAUCGAAGUCAUGGCACUGAGGUACUACGGUAACUUUAUUUUGUCUGUUGAGCUAAUUCUGUUAAAUUAUACAAAGCUGAAGUUGCAUGUCAGCGUGUUACCGUCGUUAGGCCUACUAUAUUCUCGUAUGCAUCCUGUGCCGGCGAUAAAUGUCAAGUUAGAUCACGAAUUGUAUGACUACACGCCAAUCUCCGUGGCCUGACGAAACAAGAAUUGUGAUUUUAAACUUGACUUCGUGUGAAUGAAAUGUAAGCAUAAAGACUCCGUUUAUCUCCCUUUCUUCCGUUUCAAUUUGAGAAACCAAAUGUGCAAAAAUUCUAAUAUUAUUGGAGUCAACUCUUAAUAGAAACACGUCAAAGCCGUCUUUAGGAGCGUUUGCAUCCCUCAUCUGUAUUCAUGAGACAACUUGAGAAACACGUACUUAAGGGAUUUUCAUAAAAGAAAUGCCGCAUUGUGGAAUUCAAAGUACAAUUUUUGUUAAAAUGGGGCAACGAUAACGAACACCUUGCAUGAAGUCCUACAUGCGUUUCUUGCGGUCAUCUCGAGCGUACGUCGUUAAACCUCGGACAGAAAACUGUUGCAGAUAUAUUUUAUAUCCAAUACACGAUUUUCCGCUGGUUUUACACAAUUAAACAGACUGAGCUCAUCUUAAGGUCAAUUGUUAAUUUGAAGAGUAUUAUCUUCUGUGAUGUGAAACAGUGUAGUCUGGUAGGUUACCAGACUACACGGUGUCACAUUCUCUUCAUAUUCAUCGCCGUGAGAACCUAAAAUCUCACAUUUAUUAACCUGCUUUCUCUCACAACAGAAAACUUGCCAGUGAUAUGGAGAUGCAAACAAAUACAACAUAGACAUCCAAUACAUAAAAAAGCUCAGUGUCCACGAAGCAGAUGUUAAGUGUGCGAAGUAUAGGCCUUAUUUUGUUAAGAGUUCCCAUGUGAAUUCUGUUCUGUUUAUAGAGGUUUACUGAACAUGUAUUACGGACGUAAAUGUGUUGACAGAGCUUGACAAAGGAAUUGUUUGUUUCUAAUUUCUUUAAACGUUUUAGUCCUUACUAAUCAGAAUAGGUUAUAUAGCGGGAAACAUUGGAUUUUAUAUUUUGAAGGUUAUGUAAAGAUAUUUAUACUUCAUCUCCAGGUUGCACAGAAGUCUUAAGGCCAAUUUGAGCUCUCAAAUUGCGAAUGCAGAGCUAUAUACGUACGUACGUGCAGGUGUGCUGAUAACGUACGUAAUCAUGAAUAUAAGUUAUCCUUCAUUUUUCGUCGGUUUUACACCGAAUCUGAAUAACAGUGAAAAAGGUGGCAGUAAAUGUUAUAUGUCUUAAUAAUAUUUAUAUUUUGCAAUGUAGGCCUACAAUAUUCUUUAUGAUAGCCGUUUUUGAGAACUUUCGUAAAAUUUGAUUUCAAAGCCGCCACGGAGGGGGUAUAAGUUCAACCAAUAGACCUAUGGAUCAAAAUGAAAUUCCCCCACCAAAUUUUUGUAGAGACGACCAUUUCCAAAUUUUCCUGUAAAAUCAUUGAGAAAUUUUGAACAAACAACAAACGGGCCGAAACGAGUUCCUUAUGUUUUAUGCGAUUAUUUUAUGCACACUGUCCAAGAAAUGUAUUAAACCUGCCCAUAGCUCUUCAUUUAUUUUCUUUUGCCCAUUAUUCAUUUCUUUCCUUUUGAGUAUAAAUUUAUUUAGAAUUUUAAUUAUCAAACUGGGGUACGUGGCAGCGAAAUUGGUUGAGGCACUAUGCUACAAGUCGGAAGGUCGCGGGUUCGAGUCCCAAGGUUGAUUU